This is a messenger RNA of Cryptosporidium ubiquitum, 3039 nucleotides long. RefSeq lists its product as uncharacterized. NCBI's taxonomy places the organism in Eukaryota, Apicomplexa, Conoidasida, Eucoccidiorida, Cryptosporidiidae. The transcript has a single exon. Bases 1 to 3039 code for a protein of 1012 amino acids. The record is from RefSeq and is a predicted model, not a curated record.
AUGAAUUUUAGAGACUACCUGAUUUUACUGCCACGUAUUAUUUUUAUAUUUGUUAUCCCAUGGCUAUCUCUGAUUAUAAAGACUAAUUCGCUACCUUGGAUUCCCGAGUAUGAAUUUAACGAUCAACUGAAAGUAUUAGAAAGAAUUCAGAAAAAUGGCCUUCAAAGUUUAGUAGAAAAAAAAUUAUUAAGUAAAUAUGAAGUUAAAUUUACUGAACAGCAUGAAAAAUUACGAAAUUUAAUAAAUAAUACAAAAGAACAGAUUUAUUUUAACCAAGUUAAUCAAAUGUAUGAUUUGUUAGCAGAUCAAAUAAGGAAUAUUGGUUUUAGUUGUCCAACUACAUCAGCCAUAAAGAAUCGCUAUUGUAAUGAAAAAAAAUUGAAAGGGUUUGAAAAUGGAAGAGAAAGAAGUUAUUGUGAAAGUGGCUUUGACCCUUCUCCAAUUGCUUACUCAUAUCAAUCGAGUGAAUAUUCUUAUUCUGAUUCCGGAGAUAUACUAUUGAAUUAUGAAAAUGAAGACUUAAUUCUAGAUGAUACCAAUUGUAUUUCGGUUAUUGUAGAUGGUGAUGUUUUAAUAUGCGGAGAUCUUGUUGUUGCAAAUGGGCAACUUAAUACUCUAACUUCGUUUGAUGCAUUUGAAGCUCAAAAUUUGUCAGUUGGUAAAAUGCAAUCUAUGCACGCAAAAAGAAGAUGUAUAAUUAGAAGAGGUUUGACAGUAAGAGGGUCAAUGAUACUUCCAUUUUCUAACUUAAUUGUUAUUGGCAAAUUGAUUGUUGGAAAAAAUGUGUACACUGCAGAUCUGCAAGUUGACCUGUCAUCUAAUCUGUUUAUUGGAGUUUUAUAUUUAUUUUCAGAUUUAUACCAGAGUAAAAAUGACUCAGAUACAUGGAACCCAUUUUCCAUCACAAGAAUUAAACUUUUGCAUGUUUCUAACUCAUGUUCAAAUGAAUUUAAUAAUACUAUCAUUUAUAAUAGACCUCAAGAUAACUCUAAGUUUAAUGAAAGUGGAGAAAUAGAUCAAAAUAUGGGUUCUUUGUGGUCUAGUAGAAAAAUUUAUGUUGGAAACAGUGGUAAAUUGUGGGUAAGAGGCGACAUUCACGCUGGCGAAAUUGUGAUUUCUGAUGCAGGGCUAGUUUUUGAUACAUGCGGUAAUUUGAAAACUAACACUACACAUGGGUUAGGUAUAUAUAUUAGGGAUUCUGGAAGCCUUCAUAUGAUGAGCUCUUCCAUCUUUACAAGUAGAUUAUCUGUAAUAAGGUCAUCAGUUGUUAUAAUAAAAAAAGGAGAAUUAAAUGUUAACAGCAUUUUAUUGUUACACUCAGGUUCUAAAAUUCGAAUAGGUGGAAAUAUAAUACUUCAUAUUGCAUCAAUAAGAGAAUCGUCUACAUUAUAUGCUGACUCCCUUGAAAUAUUGAACCAAGAUAUUGAAAAUAUUGAACAUUAUCGUAAAAAAAAAAAUAAUUCAAACAUCUUUAGUCAUAACAACACUCAAUAUAUAGGAACAAAUAGUAUUGACAAAUUAGCUGGCUAUUUACAAGUGGUUUCAGCAUCAACCGUAACAAUAUAUGGUGGGAUAUUUGUACAAGGCUCAAUUGAAAUAAACGAUGGAUCUGAGCUUUUUUCAAUGGGUAAAAUUAGGAUAUUAGAAAAUGUAAUCAUUAAUGAUGGUUCAGAAAUCUUAAUAUUAGGUGAUUUUAAUUAUUCAAACAAUUAUGAUUGGAAUGGUAUUUGUGAAGGCUAUGCCCAUUGUAUUCUUGGUUCAGUCCUUGUUUCAAAUUCAAGCAAUAUGUUCAUAGCUAACGGAAGUUUGAAGGUAAAUGAAUAUGUUGAUUUAAUAGAGGGGAAUUUUAUAUUAGGAGAAAAUAUGGAAGUUGGCAAGUCAUUUAUUUCAACAAAAAAAUCCAACUUUUUUAUAAGUGAAGGUGAUUUAAUAAUUAAUAAUGCAGAUCUAUCCCUUGAGACAAAUAUUCUCGAAAAAAAAAGUUUUUUAAUUUCAAACGGUGUAUUUCUGAUUAACGGAAAAUUGCUUGUAAGAAAUGGAGAUGUAGCUUUAAUUACGAAGAGUUAUCUAAAAGUACAGCAAAUUUACAUUAAUCAGGGGAGCUUGGGUAUGUCAACAAAGUCUUUAACUGUAGUAAAUGGAGGGAAAAUAAAUAAAUUAAUGGAUUUAUUUCUUUUUGAAAACAAAAUUCCACUCAAUAUUCUAAUUAAUGGUAAUCUUACGAUCGAUACAUUUUCCGAAAUGUUUGUUCUUGAAGGAAGUAUUUCAAUUGAAAGUAUAAUACUGACAUCUAACUCAAAAAUAAAUAUUGAAAAAAAAAUGAACAGUGGAGUUGAUCUUUAUCAAAUAAGCAUUCAUAAAGUAGUUGUAUUACAAGGCAAUUCAUUUAUGAAUAUUCCUGAAGGGUACUUAUUAGAAGUAAAUAGUGGUAUAAUGGUCGAUGAAUUUUCAAUAAUGAAUUGUGAUCAAUCAAUUAUAGAAGGAGACUUGUUUAUUGAUGACGGUGGUUUUUUUAUCGCCAAAAGCGUUAUAAUUUUUUAUCCCUCAACUUUAGUAUCACAGGAUUCAUCAAAAAUAUACAUUGAAAAUCUUCAAGUUUAUUAUAAUACAAAAGAAAAUACUUUAAGCCAAUCUUCGGAAAAUUCUAAUAUUCCAUUGUUUAUUUCUGAAAAUGGUGGCUCCAUAAAAAUUCAUCAAUGUGAAUACAAUUGUGAGAGAUCAAAAUGUGUUAAAUUACUAUUUGGAAUACGAACUGUAGAGUCAAUUAUUACAAUAGAAAAGAGCCAUCCCUGGUUUAUUCCAGUAAAAGCUUCUGUACAAUUUUUUGAUUUAAACUCAACAAGUUCAAAAGAAUUAUAUGAAGUAAUAGACCCUAUUGCAUUUAUUGUUAGAAAAAAUCCUGAAGAAAAAAAACAGAUCGAAGUCAAACCCAGAAUUACAUUUUCGAAGGGAGAGCAGGUUAGAAGAGGAAGAACCUGGGAAAUUGAUAGGAAUACAUUCAACCUAUUUAACGAAUCCCAGCCUAUACAAUGGCAUUAA